Messenger RNA from Colletotrichum aenigma, 1182 nucleotides. RefSeq lists its product as uncharacterized. Bases 1 to 1182 code for a protein of 393 amino acids. The transcript has 3 exons. The record is from RefSeq and is a predicted model, not a curated record. Lineage: Eukaryota; Fungi; Ascomycota; Sordariomycetes; Glomerellales; Glomerellaceae.
AUGUUGGGGGCAGCUGCGACCAGCCAGACACAAGAUCCAAAGAGUCGCAAGAGGAGACCUUUGGCAUCAAAGCGCAGCAGAUUGGAUGACAAGGACAUCGGAAACGAAGACGAAGAAGGAAAGGAUGGGGAUGGAGAUGGGAAUCGUCCGCCUCGCGCCAAGCUUCCCAAGGUUCAGGAGGACGAAGUCAGCGGUGCGAAGCUGGCUUGUCCUUUCUUCAAGCACAAUCCGCGCAAGUAUAAGAACCAGCGUCCCUGCUGUGGCCCGGGGUGGGAUCACGUUCAUCGCAUCAAGGAGCACAUAUACCGCAAGCACUCACUUCCCAAGUUCUCCUGCCCCCGUUGCUCUCAACCCUUUGAGACUCAAGCAGACCUGCAAGCCCACGCUCGCUUGCCUACUCCAUGCCAAGUCAAGGAACCGGAGGUUUUGGACGGCAUCACCCAAGACCAAGAAAAGAAGCUUCGGUCGCGGAAGAAGACCAGCGGUAAAGAGCUCACCGAAGCCGAGAAGUGGACUCAGGUCUACGGCAUUCUCUUCCCAGACGUCAGAGAGCGAGAGAUUCCGUCCCCAUACUACAACACAGAGGACGCCCAGACGAAUCCAGGCGGAUAUGAGGACUACCUCCGUCGCGAACUCCCCACUCAGGUCCGCCGACAGCUCGAGAAGGAAGUCGAGCAGCAGCUAAGCUUCGUCGAGGAAGGGAUGAAGCAAAAGGUCAUUGAGAUCGCGCGCAACUUGCAACUCUCACUGUUCAAGAGCUACCAGCAGAUUGAGACUCAAGAGAGAGACACCGAAGGGCCCCCACCGAGCGCCGGCUACAUUUCGAGUUCUGACUUCGUCUCGUUCACUGCGACGGAUACGUCGCCGUCGACGAUGACCACUGCCGGCACGACACCGGAGAUGCCAGACCCGUUGGAGAUUUUCGGCGGUGACCCCGCGAUCCCGGAUUUCAACUUUGAUUUCUUAUCCCAGGAUCCGUCUGCUCAGUCACAAGGGCACGAGAAAUCGUCUGAUCCGGCGUUUGGGAUAGACCCAUAUGCUACGUCGGGACCACCCACGAUUCAACCGGGCAUGGAGAUGUUCGGAGGUCAGCAGUUCGGUAUGCCAUAUUACGAUGUGGAGGGCUACGAUGAAAGGCAGGGCACAGUCCGAGACAUGAGUGUGCUCAGCUAUGCGCCCUGA